AUGGCCUCCAUCAUCAAGUUGUCUGAACCGGAGAUCGCUGACAACCACCGGGACAGCUGGGUGGCGCUCCUGGCCGCCGCUGACACAUACUGCCAAAAAUCUGGCUGCGAACUGGCCAUUCUGACGGCGUGCAAAAAGUUUCACUCGUCAGCGUCGCAGACAGACGCCGCCACGAAGAAGUGGGAGACCGGCGGCGGCUUUCCCAGGGACUGCGAGUUCUCCUACAGCGUUUGGGGGCAGGGCUUCCUAGCCGAAUCUGCGCGACGCUACGUGGACGACAUUGGCGUGCUGCACUCCACCACUUUGUUGACGGCGCACCGGCACACGCGCCACCCCGCCAUCCGGCUGGCCGUGGCACAGGAGGAUCGCACACAGAAGUCGACGGGCGACAGCGUGUCGGGUGGCAUGAGCCCCGAUGCCCGCCUCUACUCUCAGAAUUACCCGUCCAUUUACAGCAGCUCAGGAGGUGCUCCGGUUCACGGCAAUGACGGCGAACGUGACAAGAGCGCCACCGAGCUUGCCCGGCAAGGCGGGCGGUGCUCGGGCAUCGCCGACCUGGAGGAAGAGUGCGAGGACGAUGAGGAAGACGAAGAGGACGAUGAAGACGAAGAGGACGAGAAGCGAGCCUUUGGCAACGAGAGUGCAGGCGUGUUCUCCAUGGAUGAGGAAUCGUUGAUUCGUGACUGCGAGCCCUUCUUUGAGUCUGAUGGUGAGGAAGAGAGCACCGACGGCUCGCUGAGCGAAGAGGCACCGGCGCCUGCACGUGGAAUGGCUGUAGGCCACCACAUUGCGUCCCGGCAGACCCACUCCAUGGCGCUGGCCCGCUCUCUACCCGUCUCGGUGCCUGUGUGGGGGUGCAAGACGGGACGGGCAGCGCAGGGGGAAGGCAACAGCGGAGAACGGGUGGGAUGCGCCGACCUGGAGCACAUCGCCGCCAGCAUGAAAGCCCUACUGGCCCCCGGGGCCAACGACGGGACCGAAAUGUUUGGGGCCCUGCCUCGGCCCCGUGUCAACACUGGCGACUUCUCGCUCAAGCACUGA
Molecule: messenger RNA, 1041 nt
Organism: Nerophis lumbriciformis (worm pipefish)
Lineage: Eukaryota; Metazoa; Chordata; Actinopteri; Syngnathiformes; Syngnathidae
Source: RefSeq, a predicted model, not a curated record